GGAUGAAGUAAAAUUGUCACAUGAGAAAACCCAGGGCACGUAACUGCGAACAGAAGGGAGGCACGAUUAAUCCAAGUGAAAGCGGGUUUGGCGCUUCAAAUGCGCUUUGGGGAGAGAGAGGGACAGAUGAUAAGGUCCACGAUAAGAGUAAGUUAAAGCAGUGUGUGAGAGGGCUGCUGCGUGACUGUCCUCUCUAAACAAAGCACAGGUUUCUAUCUAGGCCUAUAUUAGAGAUUUGGACCAGUAGCACACCAUCAGCUGAUCAGCCAUGCGAUUGGUCAGCAUGCAGCAUCGUGUGAGGAGGGCAGCAGAAUCAGAGGAGGAGCCUAAAGCUGCUCCACCCCCUCCGCCCCCUCCCUCUCACCACUCCCACAACUUCAUGAACAUGAAGAACAAGUUUUUCAAUGAGCUUAACCAUCUACCUAUGCCCAUGUGGGCCAUUGGUGCCAUAGUUGUGGUCGUGCUUGCCCUGGUUGGCUGCUUUGCUUUCUGUAUCUAUAAGAAGUGCUUGGGAGGGAAGAAAAAAACGAAGAAAGUCAGAGAGAGGAAGGGAGGACGAAGAAGGAUGAAAAAGGAAGGAGAUGAAGAAGGAGGCGAGGAACAAGCAAAAGAAGGAGAGGGCGAGGGAGAGAAAGAAUUUUAUGGCAAACUGGAGUACACUCUGGACUACAACUUCACUGACAAUCAGCUUAUUGUCGGUAUCUUGCAAGCCCAAGACCUUCCUGCCAUGGAUAUGGGAGGAACCUCUGACCCAUAUGUCAAAGUUUAUAUGCUACCAGACAAGAAGAAAAAGUUCGAAACCAAGGUCCAGCGCAAGAAUCUGUGUCCUGUAUUUAACGAGACAUUCAUAUUUAAGAUCCCCUUUAAUGAUCUAGCAGGACAAACCCUGGUCCUGCAGGUGUUUGACUUUGACCGCUUUGGUAAACAUGAUGUAAUUGGAGAGAUCAAAAUCCCUAUGAACAGCAUUGACCUGGGCCAGCCCAUACAUGAAUGGAAAGAUCUGGUCGGAGGAGAGAAAGAGGAACAAGAAAAACUGGGAGACAUCUGUAUCUCCCUGCGCUAUGUGCCCACCUCUGGUAAGCUGACCGUGUGUAUCAUGGAGGCCAAGAACCUGAAGAAGAUGGAUGUGGGUGGUUUAUCAGAUCCUUUUGUAAAAGUGGUUUUGCAACACAAUGGAAAGCGCAUCAAGAAGAAGAAGACGACAGUUAAGCAAAACACACUGAACCCCUACUUCAACGAAAGCUUCAGCUUUGAAAUCCCCUUUGCUCAGAUUCAGAAGAUUCAGGUGCUGAUCACUGUCUACGACUAUGAUAAACUGGGAAGCAAUGAUCCAAUUGGGAAGUGCUGGAUUGGGUUUGGUGCUAGUGGAGUGGGUUUGCGCCACUGGUCAGACAUGCUGGCCAAUCCCAGACGACCUGUGGCUCAGUGGCACACCCUUCUGCCUGAAGAGGAAGUGGAUGCUGCCCUUAAAGCACCUAUCCGCUAAAUAUCUCAUCCACCUGUCAACACACAUCUGGCAAAAUAUCAUUUAAAUUGAAUCCAUCCUUUCACUAAAGAGUUUCUGUCUGUUAAGUUAUUAACAUCAUUAUUUCCUGUACUCUUCUUUACUGUGAAACAAAGGGAGGAGUAACUUUUGUAAAUGUUAUUAUGUACAUUAUGUUCAUCUGGCUUGUGUUUCUUAUUUAUAUGUGUCUGUAUGUGGAUGAUAAGUGUGUGUGUGUUUUGUUUUUAAAAGUGUAUGUAUGUAUCAGUCCAUAACUCUAUGAGAACUAUCCUGAUUUGCCUCAUCUUUUUUCUGUGAACCAAGAUGACGAUAAAACACAACAACUGGAUACCUUA
This is a messenger RNA of Labeo rohita (rohu), 1839 nucleotides long. It is a transcript of the gene syt5a, whose product is annotated as synaptotagmin Va. Gene Ontology annotation, biological process: regulation of calcium ion-dependent exocytosis; calcium ion-regulated exocytosis of neurotransmitter; cellular response to calcium ion. Gene Ontology annotation, cellular component: dense core granule; synaptic vesicle membrane; axon. Gene Ontology annotation, molecular function: calcium-dependent phospholipid binding; syntaxin binding; calcium ion binding. The record is from RefSeq and is a predicted model, not a curated record. The transcript has 9 exons. The coding region runs from base 269 to 1486 and encodes 405 amino acids. NCBI's taxonomy places the organism in Eukaryota, Metazoa, Chordata, Actinopteri, Cypriniformes, Cyprinidae.